Cottoperca gobio is the source of this 4249-nucleotide messenger RNA. RefSeq names its product E3 ubiquitin-protein ligase RNF31. Gene Ontology annotation, molecular function: zinc ion binding; K63-linked polyubiquitin modification-dependent protein binding; K48-linked polyubiquitin modification-dependent protein binding. The transcript is spliced from 24 exons. Gene Ontology annotation, cellular component: LUBAC complex. The record is from RefSeq and is a predicted model, not a curated record. Lineage: Eukaryota; Metazoa; Chordata; Actinopteri; Perciformes; Bovichtidae. The coding region runs from base 382 to 3705 and encodes 1107 amino acids. Gene Ontology annotation, biological process: protein linear polyubiquitination.
AGUCGUAUGUUUACAGCCUUAAAAAGUUAAGUUUGCGUGCUUUAAAUACAACACCGAGUCCUUCUUCCGCCACUGUUCAUUUUAAGGAGUCACAAAAAAACAAAAAGAUUGGAAACUUCUGCAAGAAUUGUGGAAAUAUCGCUUUUACUUUGAAGAACAAAGUCGGGACCGGAAGUAGAACCGGAACAUAAAACGUCAAACUCGAGUUCCGCAUUAGCUUCAGAAACACCACAAACACAGUGUAGGUGCGAUAUUAAGCACUGAUAUGGAUUUAUAAACUCCUUGUUUUUAUUCAUGGAAACAUAAAUUCGUUUUGACGUUUACGCCGAAGCACGGAAUAACCGUCCACGCGCGUGACGACGGUUAUUUUAGUGAGCAGCAAUGAGCGACAGCCCUGCAUCUAUCCAGAUGGACGAGGUCAGGAGGAAAUCCCAGGCCCUCCUCUCCGCCUCAGGUGUUUCCCAGGAUGUGAAGGCGGAGGUCCAGACCAUGGCCGGCAUCGCCCUGCCUUUCUCAGAGAAGUACCUUCACCUUGGAGUGGAGGGCGUGUUGAGGGAGAACACCGCCUGCCGCAACAAACGGGAGGUUCUGGAGUCUUUGAGUAGACUGGUCAAGGCCUUGAGUAUCCUGGAGAAGUACGGCUGUAACCUGACCAGUCCCGCCAGGCCCAGAUACUGGAGGAGCGUCAAGCACAACAACCCCGUCUUCAGAACCACUGUGGAUGCUGUUAAGGGAGGCCGGACAAUCUUGUUUCUCUACGGUUACACCAAUCAGCAGAUGGAUGGCCUCAGUUUCCCCGACGAAGUCACUGAACCAGACACGGAAAAAGUUGCUGCAGUGACGCUGGAGGUCAUGACCUUACGCACAGAGGUGGACAUGGUCGUUAAGGGCACACAUCCUCACCUGGAAUUAUUCAAAGGUAUCAUCCCUUUCAUCAUCCAGCAGGAUACUCUGGUGAGUGAUGCUGUGGUUAUCCUGCCUGCAGAGGAGCAGCAGGUUCUUCCACUGAAACCCACUCAGGGCCCCGCAGGACAACCUCUGAAAACAUCGACAGGCGCCUCUGCAGUGAGUAACUGUAACUUGUGUGGUGCCGCUUCGUCUCUGGUGUGCAUAUCUUGUGAAAAUCAAUCUUUCUGCGAUGCAUGUGAUGACCUCUUCCACCGCCACCCUUCCAGAGCCAAUCACAAGAGAGAUAAAAUGCAGAAAACCAAACCGGGGACCUGCACCAUCUGUGGCACUUCUGCUGUGCACGCUCAGUGCUCCACCUGCGACCAGAGGCUUUGUGAGAACUGUGACAAGCUUUUCCACUCUCACCCUGACCGCAUCGGACAUAACAGAAAUAUUAUUUCACCAGCCAAAACAUCCAGUCCAUCUCUGUCCCCUUGGGAGUGUGCUCAUUGCACUACAGUGAACGAGAUGCGCGCCGUCCUCUGCGUAACCUGCGAACGGCCUCGACUCGCUACGGCUGCAUCCACUGUUCAAGAAAGCCUGGGCUCAGUUCCUACAUCUCCCAACACAGAGUGGCAGUGUAAGAGCUGCACAGUUGUGAAUCAAGGCAGCAGCAUCCUCUGUGAGGUGUGCGAGCGCCCUCGUCUGGCCACUCGCCCCCCCGUCCCACCAGUGCUGUCCAGCCCAGGAUCUCUGCCGGACUCUGGAACAAAGUGGAUGUGCCAGUUCUGCACGUACGUAAACACACAUCCCAUUGUGGUGUGUGAGAUGUGCAACCUGUCGUGUAAAGACUCUGCUGGAUUUUCUCUGCCUCGGUCUCUCCAGCAGCCUCCGUCCAGCACAAAAGAAAAACCCAAGGUGGGUGUGAAGCCCACACCGAAGCCCAGAGUCGACGUUGAGGAGAAAAGACAGAAGAUGAUGAGGGAAGACGGCCUCAAUCUCCUCCAACAGAUCAGAGAAGCAGAAAAGCGCGGCAUCAGUGCUGAGGAGGUGUACGCAGCCAUCUGCAUGUGCGGCGGCAGCAACACGAACCCCUGUGAUUGGCUGACGUCAGAGCUGCCUCAUCUGCUGGAUGAAAUCUGCGCCAUGGCGGCUUCUGUCCAGCUAAACUACAAAGCAGGGGACUCUGGGAUACAACCCGUGGUGGAGAGAGUCGGAGAGGAGGCGGAGCAGAGCACUCCCAAUGUCACAGGCGAAGGUGCGAAGCUGUCGAGAGCCGAGGCCAAGCUGGCCUGGUUGUCAGCAGGAGGAGACACGGACAGAGCUGUGAGACAGCUGCUGAGAGACAGACGGGUCAAGAUGAAGGAGCUGCACUCUCUGGGCUUCAGAGACGUGUUUCAGUGUGAGGAGGCCCUGCGGCUGAGUGGAGGAGAAGUGAAGGGGGCUCUGUCUCUGCUGCAGCGCCCUGUACUGGAGCCCUUCCACCAGCGAAUCUGGAAAGACCAGCCCGAGCCGCCAAUUGAUCCGAAAGACCCGGACAAACAGAGGAUGUGCAGGCGUCUGCUGGCACUGUACGACCUGCCCAGCUGGGGGCGCUGCGAGCUCGUCCUCUCCUUGCUCCAAGAGCCAGACGUCACCUAUACUCUGGAGGACGUAGUGCAAGCUGUGAAAGAGUCGCAAGACAAGGAUUUCAUCAGACGUGUCCUCACCAACGAGUGCCCCUGCUGUCUGAGCAUCUUUCCCCGCAGCAAGAUGCAGUCCCUGACUUCCUGUCAGUGCUCCGUGUGCCACGAGUGCUUCGGGCGCUACUUCACCCUCACCGUGAGAGACAAACACAUCAGAGACAUGGUGUGUCCCGUCUGCGGCGAGCCGGACAUCAACGACCCCGAACAACUGGACAGCUACUUUUCCACGCUGGACAUACAGCUGCGGGUCUGCCUGGAGCUGGACGUGUACAAUCUAUUCCAUAAAAAACUAACUGAGCACACUCUGAUGAAAGACCCGAAGUUCCUCUGGUGCUGUCAUUGCACCUCCGGGUUUAUCAACGAUGGAGACCAGCUGAAGGUCACCUGCCCGUCUUGCCGCAAGAGUUUUUGUGCUCAGUGCAAAAAAGCUUGGGAGCCGCAGCACCAGGAUCUGUCCUGUGAGCAGUUCCAGCAGUGGAAGAGGGAGAACGACCCAGAGUACCAGAAGCAGGGUCUGGCAGGCUUCCUGAGAGACAACGGCAUCACCUGUCCUAACUGCAGGUUCCAGUACGCUCUGUCAAAAGGCGGCUGCAUGCAUUUCAGCUGCACCCAGUGCAGGUACCAGUUCUGCAGCGGCUGCAACAACCCGUACCACAAGAUGGCAUGCAAGACGGCCCAGUGCGGUUAUACGGGUCUACAUGCUCAUCACCCCCGCGACUGUCUCUUCUACCUCAGAGACUGGGAGCCGUCCAGACUACAGGCCCUGCUGACGAGGAGCGGAGUGGAGUUCAACACCGAUCCUUCCAAUGGAGCUCAAACUGAUGCUUGUUGUGUGAUAGAGCAGAAAGAUGAAGCAGGUCGGCAGAUUGAUUCACCGUGUGGCCUUAAAACACAGCCGGGAAAAGCUGGACUCUGCGAGAAGCACUACAGGGAGUACCUGGUGAGUCUGAUAAACUCUCACUCCCUGGACCCCGCUCUGCUCUACGAGCCCCAUGAGGUGAUCCGGACCUGUGAGAGACACCAGGUGGACACGCAGAGAAGAGAGAACGAGGACGAUAAUGGCCACUAUGAUCGACUCCUUAAGAACCUGAUGGAGGUCCCGCUGGUAGACAAAGUCCCUCGAAACAAAUAAAUGUCGGAAAAUGGCCGGCUUCCAGAAGUCAUCCUGCAUCUGAUCUUACACAACAAGAAUUUAGUUUGCAGCUCAGGGUGUUUUUAGUCAUGUUGGUGUCCACCCUUUGACAACACUUCUGACUCCAGCGAAUGUCUGUUGCAAAAUAAGAAACAUUAAUUUGGUGGCAGCCGUUUCUGAUUUGUGUUUUAUUUCUCUGUCGCUCUGUCAGUUUUCUCUCCUUGUUGAUCAUCAUGAUGAACUGAUACUAAUACUGAAAGGAAUUUAUUUGCGGUGUGGGAGUUGGAUCUUGCACAUCGUUACAAAUGUUUUAUUUCAGAACUAUGUAGCAAUGUUGGGAAAAAUUAUAUAAAUAAAUACAGAAAUUAAACUAUAUAGGGUAAACAUUUGAUAUUUUUUUAUCAAAGACUGUUUAGAUUUUUGGUUUCACUUUAUGACGAAUGAAUCAAUAAAUAAAUGUCUUGAUUAUUUUUGAAAUGAGGAUUUAUUGAUGUACUUAAUCACUAUGUCGGUGAAAUCAUUAAACAUACGAAGGUCAAAAUCA